Diatraea saccharalis (sugarcane borer) is the source of this 1757-nucleotide messenger RNA. NCBI's taxonomy places the organism in Eukaryota, Metazoa, Arthropoda, Insecta, Lepidoptera, Crambidae. The record is from the annotation of a GenBank genome assembly.
UUGUUAAUAUCUGUCAGUGGUUUGUUUUGUGUUGUCGAUUUGCUAUUGCCGUAAAUCAUCGUAAAUAAUAUCGUUAAAAGUGUGUUAUACUAAUACUGAAAGAGAUAAACGAAAUAAGCAAAAAUGGAUAUUUACGGGUAUCAUGCUUACCCAUUUAAUCAGUCUGAUGAAUUAGCAAAACAGAUGUUUGCGCAGCAGGCUCUAGCGUCGUCUUUACCUUAUAAUCGUGGAGCUGAACCACAUACAAUGCCUCCACCGACGGGUACACCAUGGAAUAUGCAAGGUAUCGCCUGGGGUUUGCAAUCACCACCUCAAUUGGUUCAGUUUACCGCACAACCUCCAGUGGGUGAAGUGAAAAUUUCACCUGUCAUACAUUGCAAAAGGAAGAGUUUAGAUGUUGUGGAUCCCGUAAUACCAGCAAAACAACUCAUUACUGAAGAAAAGAUGGCAGCUCAUCUCAGCGGUCUACACAUUUCAUCAAAUUAUACAACACAUUGUCAUGCCAAUGAAGAGCUAAUGGAUGUGGGUAUGACAGAAGCUCAGACACCAUCUCUCUGCGAUAGACUCAAAGGCCACAAAAUAGUUUUAUCAGAAGAAAUUAAAAAAAUACAAGAUGAACCAUUAUUGCCAGCAGCUCUUAUUGAAAGACUAGAAAAACCUCAAAUGUCCCUUGUUGUGUGGAAACCCAAAGAGAAUAUUCUAGAAAAAAUAAAAGAAAAUGAAGAUGAAAAAGAACAGAAACUUGAACCGCAGGAGGAGACACAAAAAAGAAAUGGUUUACUUGUAGCAGCUCAAAGUAGUAUGGACAUAGAAAUGUGAUAAUGUAAGUGAAAACAAUUAUUUUAGAACUGUAACACAAGUUAUCUCAUUACAGACACGAAAGUAUACAAAUAUAAUUAAUUAAUUAUAGCUUCACCUUUUAAAUCUAGUUUAUACAUUUUGAAAUAUUAAAUUUACUUCUAAUAUAUUUAUUAAGUGAUUGUUAGAUGUUAGAACCAAUAUGCUUAUGCGAACAUGUGAAAUCAUACUAUAUCAUUUGCCAUAUCAUGGCAUACCAUGAUAUAAUAUUAAUGAGACAACUUUUAUGUUCAAAUGAAAGAUAAAAUUAUAUACUCUGAAUAUCAACUAUGGAUAAGUUAAUGUUUUACUUCUGUUGAUAUUAUCAUUAAUUUCAAGAGAUCUAGACAUUGCAGUAUGGGUAAAUAAACAAUGGAUCAAUUACUUGAUUUUAAUGGUUUCAGUAGUAAAAUAAUUGUCUCUUGUAAAUUGAACUCGAGAGCUGCUUUACAUUGGAAAUGCUGCAGAUUGCCGACCCCUGUGGCAUUUCCAAUGUAAAGCGGCAUCAUAUAACAGGUGUGAACCAUACAGCAAACUCAUGCUGCUGUUGCAUUUUUAGUUACUAUCAUCAACUGAUUAUUAUUGUUUUAUUCACUUAACUGAUAUUGAAAAAUAUUUUUAUUGUAUUAAUAUAACAAGAGGAAUGAGAAUAUAGGAUAUGAUCUUGACAGCAAUAAGAUUUAGGUUAAACGUUUUAAUUUAGAUAUGUCUAAAGAUUUCUGUCAAUUUAGCUAUUAAUAUGAUUAAUUUGCUACAACUGUUAUAGAUUAGGAUCAUUUAAGAAGUCAUUUCAAUUGUUUUAGUAAGUUAAUUUCAAAAAAGAAAUUAAGAUUGCUGUAAUGUGUAUGUUACGCUCCAAAGAUCUAAAUCGCUUGAGCGAAAAAAUGGUUUAGAACGCGUUUUGGCAGUCGUGGCUUUUC